AACUUUGUUUCUUGAGACAGAGUCUCGCUGUCAUCCAGGCUGGAGUGCAGUGGUGCAAUCUCAACUCACUACAACUUCUGCCUCCUAGGUUCAAGUGAUUCUCCUGCCUCAGCCUACCAAGUAGCUGGGAUUACAGGUGCGUGCCACCAUGCCCAGCUAAUUUUUGUAUUUUUGGAGAGAUGGGGUUUCUCCAAGUUGGCAUGGCUGGUCUCAAACUCCUGACCUCAAGUGAUCCACCCGCCUCGGCUUCCCAAAGUGCUGGGAUUACAGGCGUGAGCCACCAUGCCCGGCCCCCAAAACUUUUUAUUCUAAGUUAUCAGAUUUUAUUGGUAUAAAUUUGUUUAUAAUAUUAUUUUUUUAUGGUUUUAAUUAGAAUUUUUCAAUCUCAGCACUAUCGACAUUGGAGGCCAGCAAAUAGCUGUGGGGGACUGUCCUGUACAUUGCAGAAUAUUCAGCUGUUUCCCUGACCUCUGCCUUCUGACAGCAGACUCUCCAACUGUGACAACCAAAAAUGUCUCUGGACAUUGCCAAAUGUUCCCUGGGGGCAAAAAACCCUCUGGUUGAGACCCAUGUUUUAAUGUCUGUAGAAUCUUUAGUGUUCUUUCAUUCCAGAUACUAGUAAUUUGUCUAUUUUUAAAAUGAGUUUUUCUAGAGUUUUGCAGGCUGUACAAAAGAAGACUAUGCACUGGACUUGGCCUGUAGACCACAGUUUGCUGAUCCUGACUUAGAUCACUGAUUUUUUUUCUUCUUGUCUAAUAAAAGCAUGAAAAAACUACAAAUUUCCCUCUGAGAAUACUUCGGUUGUAUUUCAUAAACUUUGAAAUGUUGUAUUGAUAGUUAUUAGCCAGUUAAUGGUUAUGGAGAGUGUUUAUGAAGGUAACAUGAGCUUGACUGUUAUUCCAACAAAAGAGCUUACAAAUAGACUUUUGGUUCUGUGAGAGAUGAGUAAUGAAGAAUAAGUACUUUCCCAACUAGUUGAUAAAUUAACAUAAACAUCCAUAAUCUGGCAACAAUAUUCUUUUGGCUCCUAUCCCUAAAAAAAGCCAGUCUGCAACAUCCAAAACAUUUACCAAGACGAAGAAAUUGCAAUGAUUUUCUUGUUACGUUAUGGAGUAUUAAUUUGCUGCCACCUGCUGGGAGGCAGAAAUGGGUUUCCAGCAUUGCUAGCUACAAUUUGUCCUCAACUAUUUAUUUUGAAAUUUUCAAAUCUAUAGACGAAUUAAAAGAACAUUCAUAUACUAUUCACCUGAAACUACAAACCGUUUUUGUUGUUGUUGUUGUUUUGUUGAGACUGGAGUCUCUGUCGCCAGGCUGGAGUGCAGUGGUGCAAUCUCGACUCACUGCAACCUCUGCCUCCCGGGUUCAAGCGAUUCUCCUGCCUCAGCCUCCGGAGUAGCUAGGACUUACAGGCACGGGCCACCACACCCAGCUCAUUUUUGUAUUUUUAGUAGACAUAGGGUUUCACCACGUUGGCCAGGAUGGUUUCAAUCUCUUGACCUCGUGAUCCACCCGCCUCGGCGUCCCAAAGUGCUGGGAUUACAGGCGUGAACCACUGCGCCCGGCCCAGGUUCACAUUUUUUAAAUCCUUUAGGCUAUCUAGUGACAGCUGUCUUUAAUGUAGAUCGGUCCUCCUGCCUUUUUUUUCUUGUCUUCCUUAUUAACCUUAUUGCAAAGUCCAAACAAAUCACAUUCAGAAUUUAUCUGAGUGUUUCCUCACAAUCAGAUUCAGGUUAAACAUUUUUGGCAAGAGCGCUACAAAGGUGUAUUUCCCAUAGCCUCAUAAUGACAGGUUCAUAUUUUCGCCAGUAUUGGUGAUGCUAGCAAUUUUUUUCCCAUGAAGCAUCUAUUAACAUUUUGCAAGAGACUAAUGUUCCAUGGAAAUGUGUUCCCUAAGCUGUACUGUUUAGAAAACUUCUGAAUAAAAAAGUGACAUGCAUGAAAGUGUUUUAGAGUUUAUAGAAUGAAAACCAGGUAAGGAUUAACUCAAUUUUAAAACUAACAAACUUCUUCACUUCUAAGGUAGCACAAACUGAGCUUUCAUGAAACGUAACCCUUACCAAAACAAUUGUUCAGAUGAGCAACGCCAAGUUUAAAGAAACGAAGUAAACCGUCUCAAGAACUCUCAUUCUGUUUGUGUUCAAUAGGCUGAGAUUUGAAAGGUCUGAUUCUAUGUUCUUUCCACUAGAUCCUGGGCUUCAUUUAGACUUGUGCUUAAUUUUCUGUCAUUGGCUAUUGAGUCUACAAUCACUCUUUGGAGUAAAAGUGGUAGUCUUUUGGUCCAAAUAGUAAUAAUGAAAAUGGUGAGACCAGUAAUUCAUUUUUUAUUAUUCUGUAUUCAGUAAGAAUCAACCUGUAUCAAAUAACUGAAAAGGCCUGAAGCCUCCCAAAUGCAUAUCAUUACACAAAUUCUGUGUGAGGACUGACAUCUUGGUUUCAUAUACUAAUUAUACUCCAUGGCCCCCAUUUAUAACCAUAUCUACUCGUCAUAAUUUGAUCCUGGCUACUGCCGAUGGAUGCUAUCUUUAUCACAUUAUAGCAAACAUUUGGGUGAUUAAGUUUUUCUCAAAAAUUCUAGAUUAGCAUACAACGGCUUUACUACUUAUACGUCAUCUAAGACGUUUUUAAAAAAUUAGUUACCACUCCGCCCACGCAGUGAGGUAGCAAACAUUAUGCCUGUUUAUUUUCAUCUCCAUUUCAGGCUUGCGCGCCUUUCCCCCCUCGGGACUUCCCAAAGACAUCCCUGCAGCAGUGAGCCCGAGUCCUGGCUUUGGGUGCAUGUUAAGAAACAUUAAUCAAAAUGAAUUGGGUGCCUUUUAAGAGAAAAAAAUUGUGGGUCCUUCAGCCUUUAAAAACCAUGCCAUGGUUUAAAAACUUAAAACUAUAUUUCGGCCGAACGCUGAGCAUUUCUUCAAAUCACUUUGAGAAGCUUGAGUGUCUUUAAUUUCACCGGUCUGUCAAACGUAACGCGUCUCUCCCUCACCCCACAUUUUAAGUUUCCAAGGAGCGGAAGAAGGGCCUCCGUGGGUCCCGGCCGCCGCAGGCUGCCGGGGGUGAGGGCAGGACUCGGCCUCCGUCCGACUCGAGGGUGUCGCGAAGGCCAGGAAGAAACGAAAGUUACCCUCGAACUUCGGAGGCGAAAGAUUCCAUGUGGACCUUAAAAAGGUCAAAACCUAGCCCAAAGGCCGUAAACCGCCCUCCGCUCCCCUUCCCCGCCAGAGAACUUCCCAGCGCAGAGCUUUCGCAGCCUGCCGCAGGCCAGGAGACCUUCACGCUCACUCCCUCUCCGCCACACGCCGGAACUGCGCGGCCACGUCCACAGGGACCUUCGCCACGCACUGCGCCGCCACCCGGCCCCAGGAGAGCCCCGGGCCCCACACGCCCACAGUCGGCGCUGCGCCUGCGUGGGAGGAUCCGGCGGAAGGGGCGGGGUCAGGUGGCACUUCCGUGACUUCGGGCGGAAUAUUAAGAAGCUAAAAUUAAUUUCAUGUUCGUCGGCCUUGAAGUACCAUUUAGAGGUAUACCUUGGAGCAAUAAUUUAUUCCAUCAUGCCACAAGGUGCUUGAAAAUCAACCAAAAUUUACAAAUACUCAUAAACCCAAACUGGGGAGGUCACAAAUCACAUUGAGCCAAAACGCAUCCAGUGUUUUCUUCAGUUACAAAUAAAACGAAUAUGUCCAUGCUGCUACCACAUCCUCACCAGCACUUCCUAAAAGGCCUUUUAAGAGCACCUUUCCGAUGUUACCACUUCAUCUUUCACUCAAGUACACAUCUCGGAUCAGGAAUCCCAUGUGCUCAGCCAUUUAAUUCUCUUGGACUCCAUUGUACAAAGUGGAUGCUGCUGUCAGAUGGUUUAAAGAGAAAAUUAUGUGUACAAACAACCUUAAAGGACCACACAGAAGGACUUUCUGAUAAAGAGCAAAGAUUUGUGGAUAAACUUUAUACUGGUUUAAUCCAAGGGCAAAGGGCCUGUUUAGCAGAGGCCAUAACUCUUGUAGAAUCAACUCACAGCAGGAAAAAGGAGUUAGCCCAGGUGCUUCUUCAGAAAGUAUUACUUUACCACAGAGAACAAGAACAAUCAAAUAAAGGAAAACCACUAGCAUUUCGAGUAGGAUUGUCUGGGCCCCCUGGUGCUGGAAAAUCAACAUUUAUAGAAUAUUUUGGAAAAAUGCUUACUGAGAGAGGGCACAAAUUAUCUGUGCUAGCUGUGGACCCUUCUUCUUGUACUAGUGGUGGAUCACUCUUAGGUGAUAAAACCCGAAUGACUGAGUUAUCAAGAGAUAUGAAUGCAUACAUCAGGCCAUCUCCUACUAGAGGAACUUUAGGAGGCGUGACAAGGACCACAAAUGAAGCUAUUCUGUUGUGUGAAGGAGCGGGAUAUGACAUAAUUCUUAUUGAAACCGUUGGUGUGGGUCAGUCGGAGUUUGCUGUUGCUGACAUGGUUGACAUGUUUGUUUUACUACUGCCACCAGCAGGAGGAGAUGAGUUGCAGGGUAUCAAAAGGGGUAUAAUCGAGAUGGCAGAUCUGGUAGCUGUAACUAAAUCUGAUGGAGACUUGAUUGUGCCAGCUCGAAGGAUACAAGCGGAGUAUGUGAGUGCACUGAAAUUACUCCGCAAACGUUCACAAGUCUGGAAACCAAAGGUAAUUCGUAUUUCUGCCAGAAGUGGAGAGGGGAUCUCUGAAAUGUGGGAUAAAAUGAAAGAUUUCCAGGACCUGAUGCUUGCCAGUGGGGAGCUGACUGCCAAACGACGGAAGCAACAGAAAGUUUGGAUGUGGAAUCUCAUUCAGGAAAGUGUGUUAGAGCAUUUCAGGACCCACCCCACAGUCCGGGAACAGAUUCCACUACUGGAACAAAAGGUUCUCACUGGGGCCCUGUCCCCAGGACUAGCAGCAGACUUCUUGUUAAAAGCUUUUAAAAGCAGAGACUAAUAAAAUUCAUCCUGUAUAAUAAUUUUACAUAUCAUUUCAUAAAGUAUUUUAAUAGAAAAAUCACUUCUAUGCUUAUAUUUUCAGUAAUUAUUGUAUGGUACUCUUGUCUUCUUUGUUUGUGAGCCAUGCUUGAAAACUUGAAGGAAGUUAGACAUGAAUGGCAAAAGUUAGGCAGUAUUUAUAAGGUACCUGUUGUAUGUUACUGAUUUCUGUUUCCUUCUCUUCUUAUACCCUGGCAUGGUGGCCUGUAGGGUAGUUUCUUCUUAUUAGUCAAGGACAGAGAAAGCUGAGGGGAGCAGAAAAUAUCUUGCACUUUAAAAUGCUUACUUUGAUUCCAUAUUAUCUGGAUUUCCAGAGAGGAUGUAAACAAGAGUGACCAUAUUUUUGGAGUCCUUCUUGAAGCCAGAACAACACACAGUGGGUUGCUGAGAGCCGACAAUCAUAAUUGACAUUUAAUGUACCAGAUUAUUCUAAGAAUUUCUGAAAUUACCAUGUACAUGAGUAAUGAAACAACCGGAAUAAUGUGAUGAUGUGACCACAAUUUUGAAGUCUGCUUGUCUGGAUUUGCAGGUACCCUUCCCCCACCCCCCAACAUGAUAGGUAAGAGAGCAAAAAGGGAACUGGGAAAAUCAGCUACAAAUAAAAUGGGUGACUAAUCCCCAAUGCUUGGACCCAUUGUAUUUGUAGCCGAUUGGAGUAAACCCCUAAAAGACAAAGUGAGGUCAGAAUGAUUCAAGGAUUAUUCAGUUUGAAGACUACCAAAGGCUUUUGCUUCUCUUCUUCCUUGGCCAUUUCACUUCAUUUUAGUAUUUUAAAAAUCUUUUUUCUUGAUGGUGAACAAGUUUUGUCCUAUGCUAUGGAGGAAGCAUAGCACAUUGAUUAAGAGCUUGGGCUCUGUAGUUGGACUAUGUGGGUUUAAACUUUAAACCCAGAUCAAUCAUAUAUUAGCUAUAUGAGCUAAUCUCUUUAAGCUUCCAUUUCCUCCCUGGUAAAAUGAAAUUGGCAAAUAACUUUCUAAGGUUAGUGAAGAUUAAAUGAAAUAACAUAGAAUUAUUUAACUGUCAUGAUGGUGUAUAGGAAAUACUCAAAGGCUGCUUACUAUCUUUAUUACGUUAAAGUUAUGGGUAUCUGAAACUACAAACCUGAUGUAUAAUUUCAGUUUUCUCUCAUGGUCUUGUUACUACCAUCAUACUCUUGAUAUUUUAGGAUAUUUUAGGAUUAUCUUUGAAGAACCCUUUCUAGUUAAUUCUUUGAAUAUAUUUUAUACUUAUUUGAUGGCAGCUGUAACUAUGUACAUUUGAAUAAAAUUUCUAACCAUAAAAUUUCUCCAUUGCACAAAAAGCCUUUAUAGAAGUUUCUAACAUAUUCUAUUCUGAACCCUGUAGAAUAUUUUAUGUAGUAUAGCAGCUUGCAUUGUUACUUACUGUACUGGUUCCUAUGUGGAAUCAAACCUCUUGAGCAUUAUUUUAACAAACAUCCCUUUACAUUUUUUGGAAAGAUUUUUAGUACUCCAUUGGCAUAGCUAUUUCUUACAAGGAUUAGGAGAAACUUUGAAAGGUUAUCCAUUUGACUUUUCUGAUUUUAGAAAGGACUACCAUUAAACCACCCUCUCAGACAAAAAAACUGGUUUUUAGAAACCUGAGAGAAGGAAUUUUAUAAUUUCCCUGAGUAAGCUGUUACAGGGAAUAACAAAUCUCCUGCCACAUGUGGCACAGUAUAAGUAAUGCUGGAGCACACAUACUGCAUUGUAAAGAAGGUAGGAAAGGUGGGGGGACUUUUGUUGGCUUUAAUUUUAAGGCUCAAAGCAUUUCUUCUUAGUUUGAACUACUUUUAAAUGUUAUAAAUGUCAUCAUAAAAAUCAUUGGAAAACUCACUUCUCGUUAUGUUGUCAUUGUACCAUUGGGUAUUGUAUAGAGACCAAUUUCUAAGAGAUUUUUCACCUCUGUUUCUGUUAUUUGCUAUACUGGAGGUAAUAUAAUAAUAAUGAAAUAUAGCCUUUUUUUUCAACUCAGAAAUCCUAUUCCCUCUCCCCAUCUGUGAUUAUAUAGUACCAGACUUCUGACUUGGUCAAAAGCAUAGGUUUUGACUUAGAUACAUGUGGGGGCAGAUCUCAGCUCUAUCACUAACUAGCUAUAUGAUAUUUGGCAAGUUUUUUCUCUAUGUGCAGUAGUUUCUUUAUCUGUAAAAUUAAGAUAAUAGCUACUUUACAGGGUUGGAAGAAUUAAUUUAGAAGUUGUACAGUGCUUAGCCUCAAUAAUUGGUAGGUGGUGGUGUAAAUAUUUUACACAGAUAUUUGUGACAGUUCUUUGUUCUACAAAACAGACUAAUAUUAAUUUCAGAUUGGCCAAGCUACUUAAUUUCUCUGUGCCUCAGUUUCCUCACUAUUAAAUGGGGAUGACAAUAGUGUCCACCCAGAGCAGGACUAUUUUAGUAUUACAUCUAAUCCUUGGAUAUAAAUGCUGAUGAAGUUUGGAUAUUUGUCCCCACCCAAAUCUCAUGUUGAAAUGUAAUCCCCAAUCUUGGAGGUGGAGCCUGGUGGGAGGUGAAUGGAUUAGAUCAGAUCUCUCAUGAAUGACUUGGGCCAUCCUUUGGGUGGUAAGUGAGCUCUUGCUCUGAGUUCACACGAGAUCUAGAUCUGUUCAUUUAAAAGUGUGUGGCACCUCCCCAUCCCCCACUCUAUCACUUGCUCCUACUUUCAUCAUAUGACAUGCCUGCUCCCCUUUCACCUUCUGCCAUGAUUGUAAGCUUCCUGAGGCCUCCCUAGAAGCUGAGCAGAUGCCAGCACCAUGCUUCCUGUAGUCUGUAGAACCAUAAGCCAAUUAAACAUCUUUUCUUUAUAAAUUUAUAAAUUACCCAGUCACAGGUAUUUAUAGAAAGAACAGCCUAAUACAAGUGCUAAAUACAUAUCUGACAAUAAAUGGUAGUUAUCUCUUAGAACUGUUAUGAGGAUUAAACGAGUUAGUGCCCAUCUUAAAAAGAUAAUUCUGAAAAAAAUCUCAUAGGUUCACUUUGCCUUGUCAAGAAUAUGAUUACCAUUAACUUCUGUAGAUAGGAAAAAAAUGUGCUGAGCUCCAAAACUGACAGACAUUUUGCUAUAACAAUAUCAAAUCUCAUUAAAAUGAUGACAGUUAUUUCAAUAGUUGACAUUAGCUAUCCCAAUACAACCUAACAAGGCAUUUUCUCUUCAGAAUCACUUGAUCAUAUGGCCAUUUCCCUAAGCUUUUAUAGCCAUUGCCCACUGUACACUGAAGACAACAGCUAACGAACAACAUAUGUAUGAUAAUUUAUGUAGUUGAACCUCUAAUGCAAAAAAAAAAACCCAGGAAAAAUUAGUGAAAAUCAUUCAAACAUUGUGCUCACCAGGUAGACUGCCAUCAUAGAAGUCAUAAUGCUACUGCUAAAAACUAGUAAACUACCAGUAAACUGUGAAGACAGAAGUAACUCCUGUGAUCUGUAUGUUUGUGCAGAUGGUGGAGCUUUGCUGCUCCUAAAGUCUGAGAAAUGCAAAUGUGGCUUCGUUAAUGCAAAUGCUUCCUACGCCAGACUUUAUGAAACUCCUCCUGAAGUUGAAUUCCUAUCCAAGUGGACAUAUGUUAGGGUGCCACUGUAAUUCAGGUAGAGUGUCAGAGUGGUGGCUGGCACCAACAGUAGAUGUUCUCAACAUUAGCAUUAUUCAGGUAAGACUACAACAAUGAUGAACAUGUCAAAACUUUCCUUUAAAAGGAACAAUCAGAAAAACUCUUUAACAAAUGUUUUUCUUUCCGUAGUAUUUUAAUUAAAAUUUUCUAAAUUUUAAAAUUUACUAAAUUUAUGAAUGUUUUUAUCCCACUUGAGAUGAAUACUUAGUGAUAGUCCCUGUCCCAUGAAGCUUCUGUGGAUUUGCUUUGUCAUUUGUGGUAUGUUUGAUAACAAAAAUAUUAGUGGCACAAAAGCAGUUAUAUUGAAUGCUUUUGUUUUAGAGAAAAUUUCACUCUGUACUAGAAAAUGUAGAUGAUGUGAGUCAAAGUUCAUUAAUAUUUACCUGAAAAUUUGUGUAUAAAGGUAACCUUGGGGCAGUUUAUUUUGCUUAGCCCCCCUCAGCUUCUUGAUAGAAUGAGGUGAGGGCAUAUGUACGUCAGUAAACUAUUCUAUUAGUAAGGUCAAAGGCUUACUUGAGAUGUGGAUAGAAUUCUUUUUUUUCUUUUUUCAAUUUUUACAAUAAUUUUUGACACAUUGAAGCUGUACAUGUUUAUGGGGGCACAAUUUGAUGUUUCAAUACAUGUAUGUGUUAUGUAAUGAUCAAAUCGGAGUACUUAGCAUAUCUAUCAUCUCAUGCAUUUAUCAUUUCUUUGUGGUGAGAACAUUUAAAAAUCUUAUUUUCUAGCUAUUUUGUAACAUACACUACCUUACUGUUGUGAACCAUAGUCACCCUACUGUGCAAUAGAACACCAGAACUUAUUCCUCCUAUCUAGUUGUAACUUUGUACCCAUUGACCCCCCUUCCCUUCCUUCUGCUCUUCCCUCCCCAGUCUCUGGUAACCACUGUUCUGCUCCCUAUGAGAUAAAACUUUUUUUAUCUUC
Molecule: messenger RNA, 9486 nt
Organism: Pongo pygmaeus (Bornean orangutan)
Lineage: Eukaryota; Metazoa; Chordata; Mammalia; Primates; Hominidae
Gene: MMAA
Product: metabolism of cobalamin associated A
Exons: 8
Coding region: 3671-4927 (418 amino acids)
Cellular component (GO): cytoplasm
Molecular function (GO): GTPase activity; GTP binding
Source: RefSeq, a predicted model, not a curated record